Molecule: messenger RNA, 384 nt
Organism: Pocillopora meandrina
Lineage: Eukaryota; Metazoa; Cnidaria; Anthozoa; Scleractinia; Pocilloporidae
Source: the annotation of a GenBank genome assembly
UCAAUCAUUUCUACUCUGUCCAUUUUAGAGUGUCAAAACUAUCAAAGUCUGACUGGGUCAGACAGAAAGAUAACCUAUGGCAAUCAAAACACGGUUUGUGACAGGGGUAUUCAUGGUUGGUAUCGCUUUGAAGUAGCAGCAGGUACAAGAAUGCCUACUUCAUGUCCACCAAAACAGCGAUGUAACACUCACGCAUCCGGUUGGCUAAAUGGUGCUCAUCCCACAGUGGCUGAUGGUCAGGUCACCAGGACAGUUUGCUUCCACUGGGGGUCAAACUGCUGCAACUUGUCAAGAUCUGUCAACGUGAUAAACUGCGGCGAUUACUAUGUUUACUACAUAACUGGCACACCCGGAUGUUCCCUCCGCUACUGCAGCACAGACUAA